AUGUUCGAGAAGAACUUGCGGGACCUGGUCAAGGGCAUUCGCUCGACCAAGGGCGACGUGACGAACUACGUCUCGCAGGCGCUGCAGGAGAUCAAGACGGAACUGCGCAGCACUGACCCGUUCAUCAAGGCCCAGGCCGUGCGCAAGCUCACGUACCUCCACAUGUUGGGCUACGACAUGUGCUGGGCGGCGUUUCACGUUGUGGAGGUUAUGAGUUAUGAGAGGUUUGCUCACAAACGCAUCGGCUACAAUGCUGCGUGUCAGAGCUUUACGCAGUCGACCGACGUGGUGCUGCUAUGUACGAAUUUACUCAAGAAGGAGUUUGGCAGUGCAAACGAGUACGACGUGGGACUAGCGAUCAAUGUAUUGGCUAACAUUGUCACGACGGACUUGGCGAGAGACUUAUUGGGGGAUGUACUGGCAAUGAUGGGUUCACCCAAGCCGUACGUUCGGAAGAAAGCUACGCUGGUGCUCUACAAGAUGUUUCUGCGCUACCCGCAAGGGCUGCGACUGUCGUUUGAUCGACUCAAGGAGAGGAUGGAAGAACCAGACGUUACGGUUGUCUCGUGUGCCGUGAAUGUGAUUUGCGAGCUCGCGAACAAGAAACCGAAGAAUUAUCUAGGACUCGCACCACAGUUUUUCCGUCUACUUACGACAUCGUCGAACAACUGGAUGCUGAUCAAAGUCGUUAAAUUGCUGGCGAGUUUGGUGCCGGAAGAGCCGCGACUUGCUCGCAAACUUUUGGAUCCACUGGCGACUGUUAUCCAGAACACACCAGCAAAAUCGCUGCUCUACGAGUGCAUCAGUACGGUUGCAACCGCGCUGAUGUACACGAAAAAGAGUGACGGAUCGCAGCCGCGUAAUGUUGCAGCAGUUGUUCGACUCUGUAAUGAUCACUUGCGUCGCUAUAUUGAAGACCCGGAUCAAAACCUGCGCUACCUGGGUCUCGUUGGUUUAGGGAAUUUGAUGAAGUCCCAUCCAUACGUCGUCGCAGAGCACCAGGAGGUUAUUGUAGAAUGUCUUGCCGUGGACGAUAUGACGAUUCGUAUGCGUGCAUUGGAAUUGUUGUCUGCCAUGGUAAACCCCGACAACGCGGCGCCUAUCGUUCGUGAACUCAUGCGCCAGACGCUGAGUGCUGAUGGUGCUUACCGUCAUGAACUCAUUACUCGCAUCUUGCAUGUUUGCUCAGUCAACAAGUAUGCCAAUAUUCAUGAUUUUGACUGGUAUAUUCACGUGUUGGUACAGCUUGCUCGCGUACCAGGAAAUACUGCUGCUACAAUUGAUGCGUCACUGUCGUCGUCAUCGCGAGCUCAAUCGUCCGACAGCAUGCUUGGCUCCAGCAGUAGCUGUACUAAGGUAAAUGGGACAGAUAACGAAAGGAAAAAGUGCUCGCAUGGUGUAGAAGUAGCGCGGCAGCUUGUGGACAUUGCAGUUCGUGUGAAGAGUGUGCGUAGCGUCAUGGUGGACGACAUGAUCCAGUUGUUGAUGGAAAAAGAGGCACUUAGCGGUCCAGGGGUGGGCACUAUUCAGGAAGUGUACUAUGCAGCAGCUUGGAUUACAGGUGAAUACAUCACGGAGUUUUUGGAAGAUGUGGAUGAUGAUGAAGAUGAGGACGAAGAGGAAGACGACGAGACCGAGACCGAAGAGGAGAAGCUCCAGCGACUGGAAGAUCUUGUAGAUGAAAUGCUCCAACCUCGGAUGACUAUGUUGCCUGCUCACGUUCAGACUGUUUUGCUCCAGUCACUUCCGAAGAUCCUUACUGCCAUGACUGAACGCGCAGAUGACGCCACUGUGGAGCGUAUUGCAACAAUUAUUGCGGAGCACCUGCCAUCUUUCGUAAAAAGCGAGUAUAUCGAGGUGCAAGAACGCGCGGUCUGUUUACAGCAGCUCCUGCUUGCAUUGAGCAUGGGACUUGGUGCGCUAACCGCACAAGAACGUACCGAACGCGCAUUUGACGGCAGUGCAUCGAUUGAUUCGGUCGAGCGCUUGGAUGUGCUUAAGGCGUUUUUUGCUGAGCGAUUGGCUCCUGUUGGCAUUAAGGCUCAGCGAAAAGUACCGGUACCAGACGGCCUCGAUCUCAACGAACCUCUAAGUACAUCAGAGGCCAAGUUUCUUGAAACGGGUGGUGAUGUAUCGGCAUUUUCGAACGAAGAUGACCUUGAGAUCUCGUUCGUCAGUCAGGGUCACGCUGGUGUAGGCGGCGGCUACAGUGGUAUUGACGAUGCAUCUUCCAGGCGGAAGCCUGGUCUUAAACACAGCCGUCAUCGUCGUCAUCACGACCCUUCCUCUUCUUCUGAGUCAGAAUCGGAAUCGGAGUCAGAGGGUUCCACAGAUGGGAACGAGAGGAAGAAACGUGAAGGCGCGCGCGAGCAAGAGCGGCAACGCAAAGAUCCUUUCUACCUAUCUGCCGGUUCGCAGGCUUCUGCUAAUGGUGGAGCCAACGCGGGUUUUGCGGACAUGAUGGGCGCUUUGAGCGUUGGCGUGAAUGGAAGAACGAAGAAGGGAUCCAAGAAGUCAAAGUCUCGUGAUAUCUUCGAGGACGAUCUGAUGCCUGACGGUGCACGCUCUAGUGAUGAAGACCGCCGGCGCAGUCGAAAGAAGCGCGAUUUUGCCAACGAAGAUGAGACGGAUUUAGCUGCAGUUGAUUUGAGCACCCCGCUUGGUAAAGACGAGAAGGUUCCUACCGAUCAGUGGUUUCAUCGUCAGACACCGUCGUCUAAGCUCGCUGAGACCGCAAAGAAGGUUAAAAAGAAAAGUUCAAAGCACAAAGGUUCUGCUCGUGGCGAGGACAAGAGCAAGCAGAAAAAGGAGUCAUCAUCCAAGCGAUCUAGCUCCAAGAAGUCCUCACGGAACGAGGGUCUGCUGAUACAAGGGUUCAGUGAUGAGAAGCAGGAGCCUGCUGUAGUAGAGGAGAACCGUCACCAUCACCGCAGUAAGAGAAGCAGUACCCACAAGAAAACCAGCUCCAGUAAAAGAAGCGGCGACGGCGAGAAGAGCAAGAAGAGUAGGGACAGCAGGCACGAGAGCUCCAAACGCCAAGAGACAGUGGUAGAAGAACCGCUUCUGCUCUUUUAG
Molecule: messenger RNA, 3075 nt
Organism: Peronospora matthiolae
Lineage: Eukaryota; Oomycota; Peronosporomycetes; Peronosporales; Peronosporaceae
Source: the annotation of a GenBank genome assembly